Mus musculus (house mouse) is the source of this 4262-nucleotide messenger RNA. RefSeq names its product thioredoxin domain containing 16 (gene Txndc16). Gene Ontology annotation, cellular component: extracellular region; endoplasmic reticulum lumen. Lineage: Eukaryota; Metazoa; Chordata; Mammalia; Rodentia; Muridae. The record is from RefSeq and is a predicted model, not a curated record. The transcript is spliced from 22 exons. The coding region runs from base 734 to 3196 and encodes 820 amino acids.
UGCAAGACUUCCUCGCGCCGGCGGGAGGACUCCAGAUUCUGUCACCUGGGGCUGUUCUCGCUCCGCCCCCUGACCGUCCAUUGGUUGGAGGAUCUCUUACGUAAGGAGCACGAGGAGCAGGCGGAGCCUCGGGGGUUGUUUUUUCGCCCAAGAGACUGAUUUUGCGGAGGCAGUGCCGGCCGUGGGCGGUGAGCUUCUCAGGUAGGCGUAGUUGCUUUGGGAGCCGCCGUAGGGACCAGCCCCUGCCCCGCCUUCUGUCACCAUCUCUACUCUGAUGGCGGGACGUGCUGUCCUCAGAGACCUUUCAUCUCUGCACGAGAAUCUCAGGCAGCUGGAGGAAACACGGGGCGAGGAAAGCGAAUGAAGCAAAGCGCGAGCGGAAACUCACAGGCUAAGCUCGCUGCAAGGUCUUUAUACAGAUGCGGAUCCUUCAGAGAACUUGAGUACACAGCAGUACAGAUCAGCAGCCAGCAGGUCUCGUUCUGCGUGCCCUAGAGCAUGGUUCUCCAUGGUCCUUGACCUUGUCCUGUGACAGGUCCUGCCAGUUUUAUCAUUAUCUUGGCAGGAUCUCAAACUGGUUUUGGAGUAUAUGGGCUUUUGUUUCAAGGCUGAGGUGGUUUGGUCAGCAUGCUACUUGGAACAAGGAAUAGUUUGGGUGGAUCGCUUCAAGCAGUAGAACACGGCAGUGAAGAAAACAGACAAGUCUCCUGGCACGCGUCUCCAGGCACAGCUCAUGAUGUCUUCUGGCUUCAGUGUCUUUAGAGCUGGUGUUGCAUUGGUUUUGAUGUGCAGUUUUUACAAGUCAACUGAAGACUCUCUCCCAGAACUGACUCCUCAGCAAUAUUUCAGCACACUGCAGCCAGGAAAAGCCUCAUUAGUUUAUUUCUGCCAAGUUGGUUCUCUAAGUAACUCUGUGUUUCUUGAAGAACUAAAAGAAGCUGUCAAGCCUCUCCAGGACUAUGGGAUUUCAGUUGCAAAGGUUACUUGUGUUGAAGAAGAAGCGUCAAGGUACUGUGGGGAAGAAGAGGGUUUGAUGAAAGCGUAUUUAUUCAGAGGCAACAUACUUCUCAGAGAAUUCCCCACGGACAUCUUGUUUGAUGUGAACGCCAUCAUUGCUCAUGUUCUCUUUGCUCUGCUUUUUAAUGAAGUAAAAUAUAUUACCACCCUGGAAGACCUUCACAGCAUAGAAAACUCUCUGAAAGGAAAAUCAAAUAUGAUAUUCUCAUACGUAGAAGCCAUCGGAACACCAGAGCAUAGAGCAGUCAUGGAAGCUGCUUUUGUGUAUGGGACCUCUUACCAGUUUGCCUUAACCACAGAAAUUGCUCUUUUAGAAAAUAUCGGCUCUGAGAGUAUAGAACAUGCACAUCUCUACUUUUUUCAUUGUAAACUGGUCUUGGACUUGACCGAGCAUUGCAGAAGAACACUAAUGGAACAGCCAUUGACCACACUCAAUAUUCACGUAUUUGUGAAGACAAUGAACGCACCUCUGUUGAUGGAAGUGGCUGAAGAUCCCCAGCAGGUCUCAACCGUUCAUCUACAACUAGGAUUGCCACUGGUUUUUAUUAUCAGCCAGCGCGCUACCCAGGAGGCUGACAGAAGAACUGCGGAGUGGGUGGCGUGGCACCUUCUGGGGAAAGCAGGGGUUCUGCUCUUGUUGAGGGACUCCAUGGAUGUUAACAUUCCUCAGCACGCUAAUGUGGCCUUCAGAAGAGCAGAGAAGGAUGUGCCUGUGGAGUUUCUGGUGUUGAAUGAUGUUGAGUUAAUCAUUUCCCACGUGAAAAAUAAUAUGCACAUUGAAGAAAUACAAGAAGAUGAAGGCGAAGACAUGGAGGGCCCAGAUCUGGCUGUUGAAGAUGAUGAGGUGGCAGGAACUGUUUACAGAGAUAGGAAGAAACCACUACCUUUGGAGUUGUCUGUGGAGCUAACAGAGGAGACUUUUAAUACAACGGUCAUGACUUCUGACAGCAUAGUGCUCUUCUAUGCUACCUGGCAUGCAGUAUCCAUGGCAUUUCUACAAUCCUAUAUUGAUGUGGCAAUUAAGUUGAAAGGCAGGUCCACCAUCCUUCUCACCAGAAUAAAUUGUGCAGAUUGGUCUGAUAUAUGUACGAAGCAAAAUGUUACUGCAUUUCCCGUGGUAAAGUUGUAUAAGGAAGGCGAGAGCCCAGUGUCUUAUGCUGGUAUGUUGGCAACUAAAGAUCUCCUGAAAUUUAUCCAGUUGAAUAAGAUCUCCUGUCCAGUGAACAUAGCAUCUAUCCAGGAAGCAGAAAAAUACCUGCGUGGGGAAUUAUAUAAAGACCUGCCCAGCUCUGCUAGUGUGUCAGUACUGGGGCUCUUCAGCCCAGCCAUGGCAUCAGCAAAAGAACUUUUCAGGGAAGCAGGAAAGCAGCUGAGAGGCUCUGUCAUUACGGGAAUUUAUUCUGAAGAUGAUGUGUGGAUACUGUCAAAUAAAUAUGCUACAACUCUCCCAGCCCUGCUACUGGCCAGGCCUAAAGAAGGUAGAAUAGAGAGUGUCCCACUAGACACCACCCUGGUACAAGACAUGGCUCAGAUACUAGCAAAUGCACUACUGGAAGCAUUUCCAGAAAUCACUGUGGAAAAUCUUCCCACAUAUUUAAGAUUUCAGAGACCGCUACUUCUCUUGUUUAGUGGUGGCAGCAUAAACCCUCAGUACAGGAACACGAUCCUGGCACUGGUGAGACAGAAGCAGCUGGAUUCGUUUACCCCUUGCUGGUUAAAUCUGAAGAACACUCCCGUGGGGAGGGGCAUCUUGAAGGCAUAUUUUGGCCGUCUGCCACCACUUCCUCAGCUGCUGUUGGUGAAUCUGCAUUCGGGUGGCCAAGUGUAUGCAUUUCCUUCAUCCCAGUCUGUGACGGAACAAAGCCUUGUGUUGUGGCUGAAACAUUUACAAGCGGGACUAGAAAAUCCCAUCACAGUCUUGUCUGCCCAGGAAUGGAAACCUCCUCUUCCUGCCUUUGAUUUUCUGAAUAUGAUGGACGCUCCUACAUCCCAAGCUCCCACGAAGAAAGUUCUAGAGUGUCAGAAAGAAGCAGAGGUGCAGGAGAGUGCUGAGCUGCAGCCUGGAGACAGAUCAACAGCCAGGAGAGAGCCGGUCGAAAUGCUGAGAAUAAAGCGCUGGAACACUGCCAACUGGCCCAAAGACACACAGGAGCCUUUUCACCACGACAAGGAGUUAUGAGCGGGCCUCGUGGGAUGGCCUCUCUGUGGCACAGGAAACCCGAGAUCAAAUCUGUAAAGGAACAGGACUAAAUUAUGCCAUCUCUAGACAAGUGCCAUUGAAUGGGCUUGUGAUACAAAUGACAUGUAAAAUUUCUUAGUAGUUACUCUUAAAAACCGUAAACCGAGCAGAUAAACCCCAGACAGCUUAAUUACUACGAAAAUGUUGACAUUUACUUUUUAAUGUGAAGUCUUCAAAAUACAGUCCAUUUCACACUUAAUGCCUUUCCUCACUAAGGAGAUCCGUUUUUGAGGGCUUAUUUGCCAUAGGUGGUACAUGACAGUUGUAUAGGGCAGUUCACUAUCAGACAAACACCAGUGUGCUUGACCUGGGUCUAGCCAUCCUGUGCAUUUGAAUCAAAUUGGGAUGUAACUCCACUGAAUCACCGUUGACUCUCUGGUUGAAUCAUAACUGGCGUUUGUAUUUAUUUUCUUGUAGCCAUAUUAAAACCAGUACUUUCCAGGAUAUUUGGCAAGAUGAAGAGACAGUUUUAAUAUUUUGAUUUAGUGAUACUAUUGGCAUCUACAGGACAGAGGUUGAGGUGCCCCUACACCCAACCACUCUACACUGAAUAGAUGGAUCCUCCAUCAAAGAAUUGUCUUUCUUUUAAUGUCAUUAGUCACCAAGGUUGCAUAAUUAGCAACCUUGUAGUAGCCUGUAGCACAGUGGGAUCUGCAUAUCUUCCGUCUAGUUACUGUGUUUGUAAAUCUUUGGACAUUAAAAAUGAGUGGCUUUCAUAUCCUGACUAUUAAAAGUCAUUUUAAAAAAAAUAUUCUUUUGCAUUGUACAUGUUUGAGUGUUUGACCUGUGUGCAUUAAAUGUACUGCAUGCAUUCCUGGUGCUCACAGAGAACAGAAGAGGGCAUUGGAUGCCUGCGGACUGGAGUUGUGGAUAGAGUAAGCUGCCUUGUGGAUGCUAGGAACCAAACUGGGGUCCUCUGCAAGAGCCAGUGCUCUUAUCUGAUGAGCCAUCUCUCCAGCCACAAUUUUUAUACUUUGAAGAAGCAAUAAAAGUCUCUUCAAAAGGA